Megalobrama amblycephala (Wuchang bream) is the source of this 2627-nucleotide messenger RNA. RefSeq names its product olfactory receptor 14J1-like. Gene Ontology annotation, cellular component: membrane. The transcript has a single exon. Gene Ontology annotation, biological process: G protein-coupled receptor signaling pathway. NCBI's taxonomy places the organism in Eukaryota, Metazoa, Chordata, Actinopteri, Cypriniformes, Xenocyprididae. The record is from RefSeq and is a predicted model, not a curated record. Gene Ontology annotation, molecular function: G protein-coupled receptor activity; olfactory receptor activity. Bases 115 to 1071 code for a protein of 318 amino acids.
GUCAUUUCCUAGUUGGGAACACACUGCUCUUCAUCUGUGGAUCUGUUUAUUUGCCUUCUUCUGUGCUAUGAUAUUCAUUGACUGUGACUGUGAUUUGAGACCACCCAUUUUGUGAUGGAUAACAUGUCUUAUGCUGGGAAACUGACUCUUAUGGUGCCCAGAGACUCAAAAUCAUAUAGGCAUUUAUAUUUCACUUGUUUUCUUUACCUCUAUCUGCUUAUUUUGUCAAUGAAUAUUUGUCUUGUCAUUGUAAUUAUAAUAGAGAAAUCUCUACAUGAACCGAUGUACAUAUUCUUAAGUCAUCUGUGUAUUAAUGGGGUUUAUGGAGCCUCAGGAUUCUACCCUAAAUUUCUGUCUGAUUUAAUAUUGGAUUCAUAUGUGAUCUCCUCUCACAUGUGUGCUCUGCAGACCUUUGUUAUUUACAGCUCUUUACUGUGUGAAUUUACAAUAUUAACAGUGAUGUCAUAUGAUAGAUAUGUAGCCAUAUGCAAACCUUUAGACUAUCAUUCCAAAUUAACUACAUUCAAUUGUUUGAAAUUAAUUCUGUUUUCAUGGAUUGUACCCAACUGCGUUACAGUUACAGCAGUCCUGUUAUCAAACUUGAGGCCAUUUUGUAAAAAUCACAUUGAUAAAUUAUAUUGUGACAACUGGUCAAUUGUUAAACUGUCAUGUGAAUCGUCUUUUGUUAAUAAUAUCUAUGGAUAUGUCGUUGGUGUCAUAUGUUGUAUUUGUGCAGUUAUUGUCAUUGUAUCCUACAUUAAACUGAUCUCUGCAUGUAAAGCAUCUUUAGAAAACAGAAGGAAAUUCUGGCAAACAUGUCUGCCACACAUAUUAUCACUGAUCAAUUUCACUUUUGCUAUGAUGUUUGAUUUCCUGUAUAACAGAUAUGUUUCAUAUGACAUUUCAGAGAGUCUGCGUCAUUUUUUGGCUUUAGAAUUAGUUAUAGUCCCACCUGUUCUUAAUCCUGUAAUCUAUGGGUUAAAUAUUAGAGCAGUGCGCAAAAGAGUUUUUAUUUCACGUCUUGCAGCAAGAGAAAAUGUUUCACGUGCACCAAAAAGACGUAAAAUGUAAUUAUUUUCUGUACUUUUCUGAAAGACAUGCUAAAACAGUUGUCAUGACAAUGUUUAUAAGUAAAUGUUUCACAAGCUCAAAAAGGUUUAAAACCUAACUUUCUAAUGGUUUAUUUACAUACAUACAUUUUUGCUGUGUUUCAGAUUUUCUCAGUUGGCAAAGAAUGCUGUUGAUGCUACAUAAUGCAAAAAAUGUUAAAUGUAUUGAUUUACAUUUUUAACAGUAUGCAUUCUUUCAUGACUAUUAGUGUUAAGGUAAAUCAUGUGAACAUAGAUGAUCAUUUACACUGGAAAUUGGCUCCAUAUGUCUGCUGCUAUGAUAAUGGGUUUAGUUCUUGGCUUGCACUGUAGGUAGCUUUUGUUAAAAGCAUCUGAAUUGUCUUAAAUUCAAUGGUAAAUUUGUGUUUUAUCUAUGUUUUAGAUAAAUUCCCUUAUUUAAACACUGUACAUUUUCUGUCUGUGCAAUACGUUCUCACUCCCAACUCGUCUCAUUAUGGAUGCUUGUUCAGGACCCCUUGUGUCACUUUUUUUAUGUGUAGGAUGCUCCCUUGCUUUCUUUUGAUAUACAGUAAUAAUAUUGCAGAACGAGUAUCCCUAUAUAUUCUUACAUUGCAAAAGUCAUAAACAUUUAAAUAUUCAAAGUUGGGAAAUUCCCUCCUUAUAAAAAGUGUGAGCAAGUUGUUCAUCUUCAUUAGCAAUCAGAUCAAUGAAUAAACAAGACACCACAACAUAGGUACUGCAAAUGUCAAAUUGCUCAUUUAUUGUUUAAAAAAAAAAAGGUGCAGGAUGAGCGAGAGAGGGUGGCGACUCAGCAUGAGGUUUUUGCAGAGGUUUUACACUUAAUUCCUAUGCAAACUGACAUGCUAUUAAAAAACAGUUUGGACAUCAAGUGGACAUAUACUGUAUAUAACUAUAUACUGUUAAAAAAAAAAAAAAAAAAAAACUUGACUCUCAUGAAUGUGCAUACAGCCGUUGCUGGAAGCCAGUGAUUAUUGAUUAUUGAAAAAAUUAUGGUUUAAAAGGUUUUUAUUAUGGAUAUUUGCUUCACUUCAGAAGGUAUUUAUUAACCCACUGCAGUCAUAUGGAUUACUUUUACAUGUAUGAUGGAUGGAUGUGUUUUUUGGAGCUUCAAAAACUCGGGCACUAUUCAAUGCCAUUACUACGGUGGUGCAUUGCUGCCACAUAGAUAUUAUUUUUUCCACUCAAUCAUGUCAUAAUUACGAGAUAUUAUGUUGUUAAAACGACAUCUUUUCUAGUAAAAACGAGAUUUUAUGUUGUUAAAACAACAUCUUUUCUCAUAAAAACGAGAUGUUAUGUCGUUAAAAUGACAUAUUUUCUCUUAAAAACGAUAUGUUAUGUCGUUAAAACAACAUCUUUUUCUCAUUAAAAUGACAUAUUGUAUGUGAUGUGUACGAAAUAGCUACAGUUUUAUCUGGUCUAUAAUAGAGAAUAGAUUUAUAGCCUAGAUCAGUUCAUUCACAUUUAUUUGUAUAUUACCAAAAGAUUACGAUGUCUAGAAAAACGUGUAGGCUAUAGCAAACACUAAUAAAGCAUGCU